Messenger RNA from Tigriopus californicus, 1467 nucleotides. RefSeq lists its product as uncharacterized. NCBI's taxonomy places the organism in Eukaryota, Metazoa, Arthropoda, Copepoda, Harpacticoida, Harpacticidae. The coding region runs from base 207 to 1358 and encodes 383 amino acids. The transcript has 15 exons. The record is from RefSeq and is a predicted model, not a curated record.
AUCGCUGGGCAUGACAAACCUCAGCGCCAUAAGCGCCUCCCUCUCAUCCAAUGAUCUGUCAUUCGUGUCAAGCCGACUGAAAUCCAGAUUUCUGAUUGGUCCGAAGAUGGCCGAGCCAAUCGCGGUUGCCUUUACUCCACUUUAUUCCGCUGGCCCUUUCCGCUUCAUCCAUUCUACGGGCCCUUCCACUUAUCAUUGAGACGGGAAUGAUCAGUUUCGACUUGCCACUCGAACCGACCAAACGAAGAGAGACAUACACCAUGGUUACUUGGGUCCGGUUUUGGAUUAUGGGCGUCAUGUUAGUGCCGCAUGGAGCGAUAUCGCAAAACACCAACGAAACCAGCUCUCGUCAAAAACGACUAUUCAGUAUUUUCAAUAUUGUCACGUUCAAGAACGACGUUUGCGUCUCAACCGGAGCUGGAAAUCUUCAUGGAACUUGUUAUGAUUCGACGUCUUGCAGUUCCAAAGGUGGAACAGCUUCAGGAAAUUGCGCGGCGGGCUUUGGCGUGUGUUGCCUUUUCAUUGUGAAGGGAUCUUGUGGCAGUACCCAAACCAUCUCCCAGAACUGCACUUACAUCCGGAAUUCUGGAUAUCCAGUGGCCGAUGCCACCCCGAGCGAGACCUGCACUUACGAGUUCAAUCGAAUUUGCGACAACAUUUGCCAAAUUCGGUUGGAUUUCAAAACCUUGAAAACGGAAGAUGCAACUACAGGAAUCUGCGGCACAGCAGCUGAUACCAUCCUCGUUAGAAGCCCGUUUUCGGAAUCGUCUAAUGGAUUUCCCCCGGCGGUUUGUGGCACUUUGACCGGACAACACAUGUAUUUCGAAACAGGCGUAACUGGAGGAGCUGGUACAUUAACCAUUAUCAAAGGAACUAGCACAGGGAGCCGAACUUAUGACAUCAAAGUCACAUACCUAACUUGUGACAACACAGCCAAAGCUCCUGCAGGAUGCACCCAAUAUUUCACGGGGCCAAGUGGAUCUUUUCAAUCUUAUAACCACGCCAAUGGUCAGCUCCUAACCAGCCAGAAUUAUCAGAACUGUUUCAGACAAGAAGCCGGAUAUUGUCGUUUGGAAAUCAAAGAGUCCGCAACCACCAUGCCAGAUCCAUUCUUAUUAUCAGCUCCACCUACAAUGGCAGAGGUUACGUGCCAGGCUGUGAGCUUCCUCUCCUUUCCAACACCAACUCUCUCAUCGUUCUGUGGCGGGAUUUUGGAUAGCACGGAUACAUCCACGGUCGCCAACCCGCAAACUUCUAUUCCAGGAACAGCCUUUCAAGUUGGCUUACGUACACUGGGAACUACCUUGGCUGACUUAGCAGGAUUUAAUCUGGAUUAUACCCAGAUCCCCUGUGCCUAAGUUGGUUUGAAUCAAAAGUACCUUUUUGAUUUGACGCCGUUGACAAUGAAUGACUAAGAUAUAUUUUGAAUUGAACUUAUUACCUCUCUGAAAUACAUAUGGUUCACUA